Molecule: messenger RNA, 1192 nt
Organism: Mesocricetus auratus (golden hamster)
Lineage: Eukaryota; Metazoa; Chordata; Mammalia; Rodentia; Cricetidae
Gene: Fgfbp1
Product: fibroblast growth factor binding protein 1
Exons: 2
Coding region: 110-856 (248 amino acids)
Biological process (GO): cell-cell signaling
Molecular function (GO): growth factor binding
Source: RefSeq, a predicted model, not a curated record
UCCUGUAUAAAUAGCCCAGCCUGCACCUGGCUGUGAGCACUGGAAAGCUGCACUCCCUGGCACACCUGGACCUGCACACUCCCAGAAAGGUGUCCACCCAGCUGAAGCCAUGAGAAUCCACAGCCUCUUCCUGCUCUCCUUCCUUCUCCUGGCUGCUCAGGUGCUCUCAGAAAAGGUCAGAAAGAGAGCCAAGAAUGCACCACAGAGUAUAACAGAGGAGGGUACAUCUGCCCCCUUGGGCAAGGCCCAGAAUAAGGAGAGAAGCAAGACAUCCAAAUCCAUGACCCAUGGCAAGUUUGUCACCAAAGACCAAGCCACCUGCAGAUGGGCUGUGACUGAGGAGGAGCUGGGCAUCAGCCUGAAGGUCCAGUGUACUCAAGCAGAUCAUGAGUUUUCUUGUGUUUUUGCUGGUGAUCCAACUGGCUGCCUUAAGCAUGACAAAGACCAGAUCUACUGGAAACAAAUUUCCCGCAUGCUGCGCAAACAGAAAAAUAUCUGCGGGAACUCCAAGAGUGUCCUGAAGACCAGAGUAUGCAGAAAGAAGUUUCCAGAGUCUAACCUCAGACUGGUAAGUCCCAAUGCACACGGAAACAUGAAGCCCAGGAAGGAGACAGCAGAGGUUUCCCCAAGAGAGCACAAUAAGGUCCAAGAAGCUUCCUCCAUGGAAUCAAACAAGGUCAAAGAGGACAUCGCCCCCAGUCUUGCUGUGACCAAGACUGUGGCCAUCAAAGAUCCAGAGUGUCUGGAGGAUCCAGAUGUGCUCACCCAGAGGAAGGUUGCCCUGGAGUUCUGUGGGGAAUCUUGGAGCUCCUUGUGCACGUUCUUCCUCAACAUGUUACAGGCCACAUCAUGCUAAUGAAGUCAGAGUGAACAGCCUGAGACAUGAGGUGUCAGAGCCUUGGUUUCUGCUGCAAAGCUCCCCAGGUUCCCCACAAGAUACAAACUUUUGUGCUACCGGACCACAGUGAAGUAUUUAAACAGUUUUUGUAAGUUUUGUUUUUAUGUUUUAGAAUUUGCCUUAUUUUUCACAUCCUUAGAUGUACUUUUCAAAGACUCUUUACCUCAGUGUAUUCUUCCAUGGACCACAAAUCUAGGUGCAUAUGAGGAGUGGGUAAAUCCAAGUGCUAAUUUCCAUGUAAGGAAUUUUGGGCUGUAUUUAUGAGGAUAAUAAAGUUCUAGGCAUUCUCAGAAA